CAGAGGCUUCUUUGCUCUCGGGAGACAAAGCGGCGGAUUGACAUCAGCUGUGAGAGGCUGCUCUGCGUCAGUGACGCUCCAGCUGUGUCCGCGCGCGGGACCUGCUCACCUGCAGCUCCUUCUUCCGCCUCCUCCGCGAGGUGCGGUGGGUGGAGUCGUUCAGGAGCCCAAACAAAACUGAGGCUUCAGUCGCUGAGAGUACUGGACGUUUUAGUCGGACUUUGGACCGGUUUCAUCGACCUUAAGUUUCGUUCAACAGGUAUGAGUCAUCCGUCCCGUCCGAACCGGGAAUACCGGGACCGAGACAGAGACAGAGGAGACCGGGACCGGGAGAGAGGAGACAGGGACAGAGACAGAGGAGACCGGGACCGGGACAGAAGAGACCGGGACCGGUCGGAGGCUUCAUCGCAGGACAACAGGUCAUCUCAGCCCCCAUAUUACCCAUCAGACAGCAACCCCCGUCCCAGGAGUUUGCGGGAGGUCCGGCACACGGUGCACCAGAGUUCCUCCAAAUGCUCCAACAUUUGUUCCAGGAGAGGUAUCGUGCUGAUCUGCGCCGUCCUGACCAACGCCCUGGUCCUGAUCUGCGUGGUCUCGGCUCAGAUGGUCAUGUCCGGCAUGUCCUCAAUGGGAGGCUUCAGCAGCUUCGACAUCAACACCAACUUCAACCUGCAGGGCACUGAGCUGCAGCAGGUGCGAGAACUGGACAUGCAGUUCAGCCAGAUGAGGGCGCCAGGCAUCUACGGGGGCGUGGCCUUUAGCCUGACCUUCGGGGUCAUUUCACUGCUGUUUGUGGUCGCUGGAAGCAAACCGCCUCAUCUGAUGUCACAGAAGUUACUGAGGGGAGCGUUUGUGUUCCAGGCACUGGGGGCGGUGCUCUAUGUGGUCGCUGUGGGGCUCUACCUUCAUUUUGUGAUAGACGUCAACUCCACGGAUGUGUGUAAGAGGCGCGAGAGGAUUUAUGCGCGAAAUGGCUACACCUGGAUGAACUGCAACGUGGGCGGGGCAGACGCUGCUGUGGCUCUGUUUGGCCUGAUCACAGCCAUCCUGUACACCGCCGGCGCGGUUUUUACCUUCCAGACCAUCAGAAGAGUGUCUCAUUUCUUUAGGGAUAGAAAAAAGAGAGAGGAGGAAAAACGGAAGGGUCGUUCCCACACACAAGACUCACCACUGAGGGCUGGCACCACCCAUGUGUGAGAGGAGGCAACAACUGUGACACUCCCAUCAACUCUGGAUCACAGAUCAGAAGCUUAGACUGUGGAGUUUCAGAGAAGCAACAUGAAAAUGAUGUCAAACAGAACAUCCAGCAUUUGAACAGAAAUAUGAAACUGAACUCAAACUGAAACCAUGAAUUAUCUUCUUAAGCCUUUUCUAACAAGUUUUUUUAAACAUGUCUAGAUUUUUUUCUGUAAAAACAUGACAAAAAGAUCAACAGCUAUGGAUGAAAUUAUUUUGUCAUUUUUGUUUGCAUGUACAUAGUGUUGUUAUUUUUACUUGACUCAUCAGCUCAAAUUAAAUGUUUAUUGUUUGAUGAUUCUUACUGUAAAUAGAUGAGUUGCAUUUUCCUGAUAGAGUUUGACUUAUUGCUGAAAAGUUAACAUUUUUAACAAAAUGCAAACAUGAGGACAUGAAUGCCCAAAGUAUCUGUAACCAUGCCAACACGGGAAUGCCAAAAAGACCUUUAUAAACUUAUAACCACACACACAUAUAUGUAUAAUGCAAAACUUUGGGGUCCAUUAGAAAUGUUUAUAU
Molecule: messenger RNA, 1752 nt
Organism: Oryzias melastigma (Indian medaka)
Lineage: Eukaryota; Metazoa; Chordata; Actinopteri; Beloniformes; Adrianichthyidae
Product: MARVEL domain-containing protein 3
Exons: 4
Coding region: 262-1197 (311 amino acids)
Cellular component (GO): membrane
Source: RefSeq, a predicted model, not a curated record